Messenger RNA from Laccaria bicolor S238N-H82, 258 nucleotides. RefSeq lists its product as uncharacterized. The coding region runs from base 1 to 258 and encodes 85 amino acids. The transcript has 3 exons. The record is from RefSeq and is a predicted model, not a curated record. Lineage: Eukaryota; Fungi; Basidiomycota; Agaricomycetes; Agaricales; Hydnangiaceae.
AUGCGCUCCAAUCGACGACCUUACCAAGGACCUAGAACGCAGUUAGUCGUCUCAAUAGACAUCGGCACUACAUUUUCAGCAGCUUCAGUCUGUAUCCUUCAACCGGGAACACCUCCAGUGUUCGAAGAGAUUCUACGCUGGCCCAAGCAGGCCAAUCCAGACGCCAAAGUCCCAUCAUAUGGCAACAGGGAUCAGCCAGCUUCAAAAUCACGGCUAACACCGAAAUUUGUACACUGCCGAUUGAUAUGCCGAAGUUAA